AUGGUUCCCAUUAGGUUGACAUCUCCUCCGACCGAUACUCUUCGGCUGACAGCUCCUCUGACGGAUCCUCCUCGGCUGACAGCUCCUCCAACGGAUCUCUUCGCUGGCAGUUCUUCUCACGGUCCUUUUCGGCUGACACUUCUUGGACUGCUCCUCUUGACCUGGCAGUUCCCCUGCCGUCUCCUCUUCAGUUGGCAGCUCCUCCGACGUGCCUUUUUAGCUGACAGCUCUUCCGACAGUUCUUUGGCUGACAGCUCUUCCGACGGUUCCUAUUUGGAUGGCCAUUCUUCGGAUUGCUCCUCUGCGGCUGCCAGCUCCUCCGACGUUCCUCCUCGGCUGCCAGCUCCGCCGAUGGAUCCUCCUCGGCUGACACUUCCUCGAACGGUUCUCCUUCGGCUGCCAGCUCCUCCAAUGGUUCCUCUUCAUCUGCCAGCUCCUCCGACAGAUUCUCCACAGCUGGCAGCUCUUCCGACGAUUCCUCUUCGGCUGACACCUCCUCGCAUGACUCCACGUGGGCUAGCAGCUCCCCGCAUGGUUCCCAUUAGGUUGACAUCUCCUCCGACCGAUACUCUUUGGCUGACAGCUCCUCCGACCGUUCCUCUUAUGCUGACAGCUCCUCAGACGGCUCCUCUUCGGCUGACAGUUCCUCAGACGGUUCCUCUUCGGCUGAUACCUCCUACUACAGAUCCUCUUCGGCUGACAGCUACUCAUAGUGCUCCUCUUUGGCUGGCAGGUCCUCUGAAGGAUCCUUUUCAUCUAGCAGCUCCUUGGACUGCUCGUCUUCGCUCCUCGAACUGUUCCUCUUCAGCUGACAGCUCCUUCGACAGUUCCUCUUCGGCUGACAGCUCCUCGAACUGCUCCUCACCGGCUUACAGCUCCUUGGAUUGCUCCUCCUCGGCUGGCAGUUCCUUCGACGGCUCCUAUUUGGCUGACAGUUCCUCUGACUAUUCCUCAUCAGCUGUCAGCUUCUCGAACUGCUCCUCUUCAGCUGGCAGCUCCUCCGACGGUCUUCUUUGUCUAGCAGCUCCUCAAACUACUCCUCCAAGUUCCUUUAGCUCCUCGAUGCUCCUUUUCAGCUGGCAGCUCCUUGAAUUGCGCCUCUUCGGCUGCUCCUCGAACUGCUCCCCUUCAGCUCGCAGCUCCACCAACGGAUCCUCUUCAGCUCCUCAAAUUGCUCAUCUUCGGCUGGCAGAUUCUCGAAUUGCUCCUCUUCAGCUGACAGCCCCUCUGAUGCUCCUCGAACUGCUCCUAUUCGGCUGGCAGCUCCUUCGACAGUGCUUCUUUGGCAGCUCUUCCAAUGGUCCUCUGUGGGUGGCAGUUUCUUGGUCUGCUCCUCUUCAGGUGACAGCUCCUCAGACUGCUUUUUGGCUGGUAGCGCCUUCAAUGGCUAUUCUUCGACUGAUAGCUCCUCGGACUGUUCAGCUUUGGCUGAUAGUUCCACGUCUGCUCUCCUCGGCUGGCAGCUCCUACGACGGCUCCUCUUCAUCUGGCAGCUCCUCUGACUGCUUCUCUUUGGCUGACAGUUUCUCGAACUGCUCCUCUUCGGCUGGCAGCUUCUGGAACUGCUCCUCAUCAGUUUUCAGCUCCAUGACUGCUCCUUUUCGGCUGAUAGCUCCUCUGACUGCUUUUCGGCAGACACCUCCUCUGACUGCUCCUCUUGCUUCUCUUUGGCUGACAGCUUCUCGAACUGCUCCUCAUCAGUUUUCAGCUCCAUGA
This is a messenger RNA of Penaeus monodon (black tiger shrimp), 1716 nucleotides long. Its product is annotated as helicase SRCAP-like. The transcript has 5 exons. The record is from RefSeq and is a predicted model, not a curated record. Bases 1 to 1716 code for a protein of 571 amino acids. Lineage: Eukaryota; Metazoa; Arthropoda; Malacostraca; Decapoda; Penaeidae.